This is a messenger RNA of Pyricularia oryzae 70-15, 261 nucleotides long. RefSeq lists its product as uncharacterized. Bases 1 to 261 code for a protein of 86 amino acids. The transcript is spliced from 2 exons. Lineage: Eukaryota; Fungi; Ascomycota; Sordariomycetes; Magnaporthales; Pyriculariaceae. The record is from RefSeq and is a predicted model, not a curated record.
AUGACGAAACUACACCGUUUCGCGGAGUCAUCAAAACUCGAGCCUGAGUUGGUGAGAAUUCGCGGCCCGUUCAUCCUGGAUUGCGCCAAAGCCAAUUGUCAUCUAAAGGAUAUCCGGGGACAAUCGCUGUCUCAACCGACGACCCGCAGCAUUCAUCGCCACGAGGAAAUCCUUAGCCUGAACCAUCAAGUUGGUAACGGCCGAGCUGCUGCCCCGAGUUUCCUGCCUCCCAAGACGCUCGUCGUCGUCCUGGCUCUCUGA